Messenger RNA from Ostreococcus lucimarinus CCE9901, 222 nucleotides. RefSeq lists its product with no specific name. Lineage: Eukaryota; Viridiplantae; Chlorophyta; Mamiellophyceae; Mamiellales; Bathycoccaceae. Bases 1 to 222 code for a protein of 73 amino acids. The record is from RefSeq and is a predicted model, not a curated record. The transcript has a single exon.
AUGCGCGUUGAGAAACCAAUUGCCACCGUAGCACGCGCGACGCAAUACUUACCGCAAGUGGUAGAAUCAAAAUGGCGUAGAAACCGAGCGUUUCAGACGCGAAAUGCUGGUUUGCCCACCGUUCACCAUAUAAAAUUCUGUCGACGAACCGAAAUAAUUAAAUACAACACCUCAAAAGCUGACGCCAAAGCGACUCACCUCAGCGCUAACCACGAGAAAUGA